UUAGUGAAAGACGAGAGUUUUAGGAAAAUGUUAUUAGAAAAGUGGGAAGUAUUUACAUUUUGUGCGGUUUUUGUCAGUCAAUUUUUCUAACGUUGGUGCAACUGAACGCCGGGAAUUGUUUUUGAAUUUUCUUUAGUUUUAACAUAAUUUAGUGAGAAAAAUUGGUGAAAAACUACGAGAGCUUUAGGAAAAUGGUAAAUAAGACUCAGGUUAUUAGAAAAGUGGGAAGUUUUUAUUUUGUGUCAAUUUUUCUGACGUUGGUGUGACUGUGAACGCCGGCAAUUGUUUUUGAAUUUCCAUCACUUCUUGCGUCUUUCAACACACUUAAGUGAGGAAAAUUAGUGAAAAACAACGAAGAAAAUGACAAAUAACAUUCAGUCGAUUUUGGCGUACAAUGGGGGCGCCAUGGUGGCCAUGAAAGGCGACAAAUGCGUCUCGAUCGCCUCCGACAAACGUUUCGGCAUCCAAGCCCAGACAAUCGCCACCAAUUUCCAGAAAAUCUUCGAAAUGGGGCCCCACCUCUACGUCGGCUUGCCGGGCCUCGCCACUGACACCCAAACCGUGAUGGAGAAACUCCGCUUCAGGAAAAACCUCUACGAAUUGAAAGAAAACCGUCUCAUGUCCCCGAAAGUUUUCAGUGCGAUGCUCUCAAAUAUGUUGUAUGAAAAUCGAUUUGGGCCGUUUUUCGUCGAACCAAUUGUCGCAGGCUUGGACCCUGGCACCUACGAGCCGUACAUUUGCAACAUGGACUUGAUUGGGUGUCCAAAUCAACCGGACGAUUUCGUUGUGGGGGGCACCGCCUCGAGCCAACUUUUCGGCAUGUGCGAGUCGCUGUGGGAGCCCAAUUUGGGGCCCGAUGAGCUGUUCGAGACCACGUCGCAGGCGCUGAUCAACGCGUUUGACCGGGAUGCCAUCUCGGGGUGGGGGGCUGUGGUUUAUAUAAUUGAGAAGGAUAAGGUGACUGUGAGGGAUUUGAAGACGCGGAUGGAUUAAUUUUAUUGUAUUUUGUAUUUUUUAAGCGGAGAAAAUCUAAUAAAAUUAAAAAAAAAAGA
This is a messenger RNA of Tribolium madens (black flour beetle), 1052 nucleotides long. It is a transcript of the gene Prosbeta3, whose product is annotated as proteasome subunit beta type-3. The record is from RefSeq and is a predicted model, not a curated record. NCBI's taxonomy places the organism in Eukaryota, Metazoa, Arthropoda, Insecta, Coleoptera, Tenebrionidae. The transcript is spliced from 3 exons. Gene Ontology annotation, cellular component: proteasome core complex, beta-subunit complex; proteasome core complex. Gene Ontology annotation, biological process: proteasome-mediated ubiquitin-dependent protein catabolic process. The coding region runs from base 361 to 993 and encodes 210 amino acids.